GGGCGGGACUUCCGGUGCUCAACAUUGCGGCGUCCUGCUCGGCUCAACGCGUCUGAAGGAUGUCCAUGGAACAGGUGAGUGUCGGUGAGCUCCUGCUCUCAUUGGACAGUACGGACCUGCAGGAGGCGGAGCAAGGCAGGGAGGCAAUCAGCCAACAGUUGAAUUCAGACAGAGGAGGCGCUGUGCUCUGCAGCCUGGUGGACUGCUGCUUGAACUCUUCUUCGUCUUGUGAGCUGAUUCUGACGCUGCUCUCGUCCAUCCGAGAACCUCUACACAAGGCCCUACUGGACAAACUGAAUGAGGCGGUUUCCAGGCCAGUAAGCCGAUUGGCCGCCGUCACCCUGCUGGGUCACAUGAUCAGCCAGCAGCCGGCGUGGAUUCAUCACGUCAGCCGUUCGCCUCUGCUCGCCACGCUGCUGCGCUGCCUCAAGAGUGACAGUGACGUGAAGCUGCUGGUCCCUGGAGUACUGGUGAUAGUGAUGCUAUUACCCAUGAUCCCUCAGGCUGCCAAGCAGCACAUCUACGACUUCUUUGACGUCUUUGGACGCCUCGCGUCAUGGAGCCUCAAAAAACCUGGCCACACCCCCACGGUCCACGUGGUCCACCUGCAUGCUGGAGUGUACUCGUUGUUCCACCGCCUGUACGGAAUGUUCCCGUGCAACUUCCUGUCGUACCUGCGCCUGCACUUCAGCAUGAAGGAAAACCUGGACACCUUCCAGCACGUGGUUAAGGUACGAGACACCACCGGGGACUGCCGGAGAGAAGUGGAGACAACUGUAGACGUGUGUCCCAUGUUGGACCAGGUUCGUGUUCAUCCCGAGCUGGUGAGUGGAACUCAGGACUCUGAGGUGGAUCCUUCCAGGUGGCGUCACUACGAGGUCCAUGACAUUAUCAUGGAGUGCUCCCGGGUCUCCCUGGACCCUUUGGAGUCCUGCUGUGACGACCACAUGCCGGCCCACCUGGACCACACCUGUCCCCACGGCGCGAGCCGCAGCAAGGAAGGCGAGUGGACGCACACUUCCUGUCUCUCAGGAAGUGCGCUCGACAUUGACCACCUGGAUGUACAACUCGAUGUCACAUGGAGCCCCUCCUCAGAGUGUGGCUUGUCGACCCCGCCUCCGGAAAUGGCGGCUCUGAGCCCCGCCCACCCUCUGAGUAGAAACUCGAUUUCAGGUGUAAAAUACGGUACAUCGCCAGCUGUGGCCCCGCCCAUAGAGGAGAGUGCAGAUGGCGUCCAGCAUGCAUAUGUCUCCCAGGUCAGGCACCAGCCAAUCAGGAAGGAGGAGGUGGAGCCAAUGCAAGAUGAUGUCGUCACUGUUGAAGCAGACAAGCCUCUCCCACCGCAGCCUUCCUCCUCCUUGUCUUCCUCCCCGCCCGCCCUGGUUCUCCUCACCUCCACGCCCACCCGCUACCAAAUCCCGCCUGUUUCUGACCUAACCCCGCCGUCCCCACCUUGCUCCGGUUCGCCAUCUCCCGCCCCCUCGUAUGACUUCCUGUUCGAGCAUGCGCUUCCCCGCGCCGCCGCCAUGUUGUUUGUGAAGAGGAAGACUCAGGAGGUGCAGCGCAAAAUGGCGGCACACGAGAAGCAAAACGAGGAUGAUGACGAGGAGGAAGAUGAGCAGCAGGCCGCCGCUUCCUCCUCCUUGCACUUGUUGGAGCGUCUCAUCGCCCAUGGGAAUGACACGCACGCUAGCAUUAGCAGCAGGUCUUUGGCGUCCGGCAAGUCCGUGGAUCGCAAUCCUGGUGGAGGUAUACAACAGAGCGUGAAAAGCAAAGGCUGCGUGCAGGGGGAGGACGCGGAGGCGCUGCGAUGCGGCCUGCGGCUGGCGCAGGCUCAGCUGCAGUACGAGCGCUUCAAACGUCAGCAGCACGGCAUCAGGAACCGACGCCUCCUGCGCCGCGUCAUCAGUGCCGCCGCGCUGGAGGAACAGAGUGUCGCCAUGCGCGCUCAGCUGGCGGUGCGAGACGAGGAGACGAGGGCGCUGACCCGCAGCCUGGAGGCCGAGCGGCGGCGCUCCGCUCAACUGCAGCGGGAUGCGCACGCGCAACAGUUGCACGCGCACGUGCACCAGCUGCUGCGACAACGACGGCAACACGACAAGCAACACCUCGCCGUGCAGAGCGAGCUUCAGGAAUGUCAGGGCAGACUGAGCAAUUUGGAGGCGGAGCUUCAGAAGGCCAAUCACAAGGCUUACAACAUGGAGCACCAGUUGAGUCAGCUGUUAUUCAAGUUGGCAAGCAGUGAGAAGUUGCAGCAUCAGAUGUUUCUGCUCCAGCAGCAUUGCAUCCUGCUCAGAGAAACCAACAAAAGUCUCAUGCAGCGUCUGGACCUGCAGCAACAGCGCUGCAGCACCGAGGCGUCCGUGCCGCGCGGCGCCGCGGAACUCUCGGCCCGCGGCGCGGAGGCGGAGCAGCGGCACAGGCGCAAGCUGGAUGCGGCCAAUCACAGAGCGGCCGAGCUGGUGAAGCAAGUGGCUCACAAGGAGGCGCUAGUGGAACAACUUAAGAAACUUCUGGACGAGCACAAGCGGCGCAGCAGAGGUGAGCUGUCUGCGUGUGAGGCCCGAUGCACGGCGCUCCGGAAGACGGUCCAGACUCUGCAGAGCGAGAUGCUUCACCUCUACGGCACCAUGGACGCGCUCAGCAGGCCCGCCGCCGACGAGCCCGAUCUCCGGCCGUCCUCGUCCUCCGCGGAGGAGAUUGUAAAUGGCGGGGGCGCGUCCCGCCCGUCCGCUUCACCCCUCCUCCUCGCCGCCGCCUCGUCGUCGCCCGUCGAGUCCCCGCUGGCCGUCGGGUCCUUCCUGGAGCGGAGGGCGUGGCGGCUUUUCAGACCGCCCGAUCGCAAUCCGGAGGAGACGGAAUGGCGGGAGAAAGACCCGGAUGACGAGGAGCUGAAGGAAGAUGAGGUCCGGGCAGGAAGUCUCAGCGAGGAUGCCGCCCUCCUGGCAGGAAGCGCGCGGACGCGGACGUGCGUGUCGUCUCGGCCGACCCCCGCUGGCGACCCCGACCCGUCGCUCGCCGUCCGCCAGAGACGCCGCGAGCUGAGCAUUAUGGACUACGACGACACGACGCCGCGCGCGUGAUACGCGCCCGCUCAAUUCCUGGCGACGGCCGUUUUGAUUCUUGAGAAUGUGAACGCUAGAUAAUAAAGUUAUUGUACCA
Molecule: messenger RNA, 3162 nt
Organism: Phycodurus eques (leafy seadragon)
Lineage: Eukaryota; Metazoa; Chordata; Actinopteri; Syngnathiformes; Syngnathidae
Gene: tsc1a
Product: TSC complex subunit 1a
Exons: 22
Coding region: 60-3083 (1007 amino acids)
Biological process (GO): negative regulation of TOR signaling; regulation of cell cycle; negative regulation of cell population proliferation
Cellular component (GO): TSC1-TSC2 complex
Source: RefSeq, a predicted model, not a curated record